AUGCCCUCCCCUCCACGCGAGAAAGGACGGGUGUCGAGACCUCGAGGAUCCGAGGAAGAAUUCGUGCUGUUUCUCCAGGGGAUUCCAGCCCGCUGCCGCUGGCAAGAACUCAAAGACUUGGUCCGCCAGACGGCCUUACACAUUCGCCAAGCGGUCGUGUACGAUGACCACCAUGGGUUCCCAACGGGCCUGGGCCAGAUUAUUGUGAAGAACGAAGACGAGGCCUGGCGCACAUACCACAGACUAUCCACAAACGGUUGGGAGGGACAGAGUCUAGUUGUUACCCUAGCCAGAACCAGCUCCCCUACGAGACCCAUCGCGGGUCCUACGAAGAGCCCAUCUUGUGUUCUUCCACCGAACUAUGUGGCUGGGUAUUCAACGCCCCCGAGAGUUACCCAAAACCUGGCCGUACCGGCCUCCCCUAUUUCCCCAGAGUAG
Aspergillus ochraceoroseus IBT 24754 is the source of this 438-nucleotide messenger RNA. RefSeq lists its product as uncharacterized. The transcript has 3 exons. The record is from RefSeq and is a predicted model, not a curated record. Bases 1 to 438 code for a protein of 145 amino acids. Gene Ontology annotation, molecular function: nucleic acid binding. NCBI's taxonomy places the organism in Eukaryota, Fungi, Ascomycota, Eurotiomycetes, Eurotiales, Aspergillaceae.